AUGGCAGAUAAAUGGAACCAAACUGCUCUCUUAGUCAUUGACAUGCAGAAUGAUUUUGUACUUGAGGAUGGAUUGAUGACAGUGAAUGGAGGCAAAGCCAUUGUCCAAAAUGUGAUCAAAGCUGUUGAUAUUGCUAGGCAGCGUGGCAUCCUUGUCGUCUGGGUUGUUCGUGAACAUGAUCCCCAAGGGAGAGAUGUUGAACUUUUUCGACGGCAUUUGUACUCUCCUGGAAAAGUGGGUCCCACCACAAAGGGAAGUGUGGGGGCUGAACUGGUUGAUGGCCUUGUAAUCAAAGAAGGGGAUUAUAAGUUGGUGAAGACGCGCUUCAGUGCAUUCUUUGCUACUCAUCUUCAUUCAUUUCUUCGUACUGAGGGGAUUAAGAGUUUAGUAAUUGCAGGGGUUCAAACUCCAAAUUGCAUUAGACAGACUGUCUUUGAUGGAGUAGCUCUGGAUUACCAACCUGUUACUGUUAUUGUUGAUGCCACUGCUGCUGCUACACCUGACAUACAUGUUGCCAAUAUUUUUGACAUGAAAAAUAUAGGAGUUGUGACCCCAACAUUGCAGGAAUGGUGUGGUUCUGACGCCCUGCUCACAUCAUGA
This is a messenger RNA of Dovyalis caffra, 600 nucleotides long. The record is from the annotation of a GenBank genome assembly. NCBI's taxonomy places the organism in Eukaryota, Viridiplantae, Streptophyta, Magnoliopsida, Malpighiales, Salicaceae.